Topomyia yanbarensis is the source of this 3118-nucleotide messenger RNA. Its product is annotated as cytochrome P450 6d1-like. Gene Ontology annotation, molecular function: oxidoreductase activity, acting on paired donors, with incorporation or reduction of molecular oxygen; monooxygenase activity; heme binding. Bases 50 to 3049 code for a protein of 999 amino acids. The record is from RefSeq and is a predicted model, not a curated record. The transcript has 4 exons. NCBI's taxonomy places the organism in Eukaryota, Metazoa, Arthropoda, Insecta, Diptera, Culicidae.
CUGAUAGCCGGUCAGCGCGCAGUGGAAGCUUAGACGGCAGACUCGAAAGAUGUUUCUUCUAACAUUUGUCUUUCUAUCGGUGAUUGUCUAUCUAGGCCUUAAAUACGUCUAUUCCUACUGGGAUCGUCAUGGAGUUCCAAAUCUAAAGCCAAGCAUUCCCUUCGGAAAUCUUGAAACCGUGGCCAAAAAGACCGAAUCGUUCGGAAUUGCGGUCAACAGUUUGUAUUGGAAGAGCCAAGAAAAGCUGGUUGGGAUUUAUUUGUUCUUCACACCGGCUAUUCUGAUCCGCGAUGCUCACGUUUCCCAUCAGAUCUUGACCACCGAUUUCAACCAUUUCCACGAUCGAGGAGUCUACUGCAAUGAGAAGGGUGACCCAUUUUCGGCGCAUUUGUUUGCUCUUCCUGGCAAACGAUGGAGAAAUUUGCGCAACAAAUUCACUCCGACCUUCACUUCUGGCCAGUUGCGCAACAUGUUGCCCACCAUUCUGAACGUUGGUCAUCGCUUGCGGAAAUAUCUGGAACCAAUUGCCGUAAAGGGUGAGAUCGUUGAGAUGCGUAACGUAAUGUCCCGUUUCAUGCAGGAGAUAGUAGCCACUGUGUUUUUCGGGUACGAAGCCAACUGCAUAAACGAUCCGGAAGAUUCGUUCAGCACUAUUGUGGGACACAUUCAGCGGGACAGUUUUUCUGUUAAUUUCCGAUCGGCUGCCGCAUUCGUUUGCCCGGCGCUAUUAAAAUUCACAGGGGUAGGCUCUUUACCUCCGGAAGCUUGUGAGUUUGUGACGAAAGUUAUCACCGAACAAAUUGAACAUCGUGAAAAGAAUAAAGUCAACAGAAAAGAUUUCAUCCAGCAACUGAUCGAUCUUCGUCAGGAUGAUAGCAAAAAUGAUGAAAUCCAGCUGAGUUUGGGUGAGUGUGCUGCAAACAUCUUCUUGUUUUACAUAGCCGGAUCGGAAACCUCGACCGGAGCAAUCACAUUUUCUUUACACGAGCUGACUCAAAAUCCGGAAGUCAUGCAAAAGCUUCUGAACGAGAUCGACGAGACACUGGCAAAAUCGAACGGCGACAUUAACUACGACGUGGUGAAACAAAUGAAAUACCUGGACCUGUGUGUGAAGGAAACUUUGAGGAAGUAUCCGGGGCUGCCAAUUCUUAACCGAGAGUGCACACAGGAUUAUCGUGUGCCGAACUCGAAGAUGGUCAUCCGAAAGGGCACCCAGGUGGUCAUUCCAUUGCGAGCGUACGGUAUGAGCGAGGAAUAUUUCCCGGAACCGGACCGAUACAGCCCGGAGCGGUUUGAGGGAGCGACGAAAAAUUUCGACGACAAGGCUUACUUUCCAUUCGGGGAGGGUCCGCGGAAUUGUAUAGGUUCGCGCAUGGGUGAAAUGAUAACCAAAAUCGGACUAAUUUUUCUUCUGUCCAGUUUUAACUUUGCGGCAACCAAGGGGCCAAAGAUUGAGUUCAGCCCUGCUGUGGUGCCAUUGGUACCCAAGGGUGGCAUUUCUUUGAGGAUAACUAGGCGCCAUACAGUGUCUCAGUAUAGCGAAACACUGGAAAGCCACAUUCGUUUGUCACUUCGACAGAGAAUGUUUCUCUACACGCUCGCGCUUUUCUGGGCAGCCGUUUGGUUAGGCCUGAAGUACGUCUACUCCUACUGGGACCGCAAUGGACUGCCGAACGUAAAACCGAACAUACCAUUCGGGAACCUGGCAAGCGUUGCCAGAAAGCAGAAAUCCUUCGGCGUGGCUGUCAACGAACUGUACUGGAAAACGACAGGGCCACUGGUCGGAAUCUAUCUGUUCUUUCGACCGGCUAUUCUGAUUCGGGAUCCCCAUCUCGCGCAACGAAUAAUUACUACGGAUUUCGGUCAUUUCCACGAUCGAGGCGUUUAUUGUAACGAGAAAGGGGAUCCUUUUUCGGCGAAUCUGUUUGCCCUGCCCGGUAAACGGUGGAAGGAUCUUCGAAAUAAGCUAAGUCCAACGUUUACUCCCGGGCAAAUGCGAAGCAUGUGGCCAACCAUUCUAGAACUAAGCAAAAAGUUUCACAAACAUCUUGAACCGAUGGCCAAUAAGCGGGAAGUGGUUGAGAUGCGUGAUAUAAGCUCCCGCUACGUGUUAGAGUUGAUAGCUUCGGUGUUCUUUGGAAUCGACGCAAAUUGCAUCGAAGAUCCGGAAGAUUCUUUUCGCCGUGUUCUGCGUAAUGCUCAGCAGGAGCGAUUCAUAACCAACUACCGUAAUGCCGGCGUGUUUCUCUGCCCGGAUCUGCUCAGGAUAGCGAGAACCACUUCUUUGCAUCCGGAAGUAAUUGAAUUUGUGACGCAGAUCAUCACCAAACAAAUUGAGCACCGGGAGAGAAACGGAGUUGUACGAAGAGAUUUCAUUCAACAGUUAAUCGAUCUGCGAAGAGAGGAUGGCAGUCUCACCUUGAGUUUAGGUCAAUGUGCCGCUAAUGUGUUUCUGUUUUACGUGGCCGGUUCCGAACCGUCAACUGCGUCGAUUAUUUUCACACUACAUGAACUAAGUCACAACCCGGAACUGAUGAAGCGUCUGCAGGCGGAAAUAGACGAAACACUGGUGAACUCGAAUGGAGAGAUGAACUACGAAAUUAUGAACGAAAUGAAACUGCUGGAUUUGUGUGUGAAGGAGACUUUGAGGAAGUAUCCGGGACUGCCGAUACUCAACAGAGAAUGUACCGAAGAGUAUCGAGUACCAGACUCGAGUGUUGUGAUUAAAAAAGGUACUCAGCUAGUGAUUCCUCUGCUGGCAUUCAGCAUGGAUGAGAAGUACUUUCCAGAACCGGAUCGGUACGAUCCGGAACGGUUCGAUGAGGCUGCCAAACGUUACGAUGAGAAGGCGUAUUACCCUUUCGGGGAGGGUCCUCGGUUUUGCAUAGGUUUUCGCUGGGGCGUCGUUGUUGCGAAAAUUGGGCUGAUUUUGCUGCUGUCGAGGUACAACUUUGAAGCGGUUCGGGGGCCGAAAAUUGAGUUCAGCCCAACUCUGGUGACGCUAGUGCCUAAGGGUGGUAUACCGCUGAGGAUCUCGAACAGACUGUGAAGUGUUGGCCUGAAGUAGAUUUCGUGUUAGUUGUGAAAUGUGAUAAAAUGAGCCAAAUAUUUGAUUUAA